This is a messenger RNA of Ricinus communis (castor bean), 2154 nucleotides long. Its product is annotated as coiled-coil domain-containing protein 22 homolog. The transcript is spliced from 6 exons. Lineage: Eukaryota; Viridiplantae; Streptophyta; Magnoliopsida; Malpighiales; Euphorbiaceae. The record is from RefSeq and is a predicted model, not a curated record. Gene Ontology annotation, biological process: positive regulation of ubiquitin-dependent protein catabolic process. Gene Ontology annotation, molecular function: cullin family protein binding. The coding region runs from base 526 to 2049 and encodes 507 amino acids.
AAUUAAAUUUGAUUAGGAUAAUAGUUGUAGCAUCUAAAGAAUGCUGUAGUUUAGGAUAUUAAGUUAAUGAUGGGAGCAUUAAAUUAAUCAGUAUUCUGUGACCUAAUUACCUUUUUCUUUCUUAAUCAAUCAAUAUAGAACAACAAAUUAUAAUCUUGUUAGGUCAUUAAACAAAAAAGAAAUUAAGAACUACUUAAAAAAAGAAAAUUCCACCAAAAACAAAAUGAAACUUAACUAUUUGAUUUUUAUAAAAUAUAAAUAUUAUAUAAAUUUAAAAUCUCCACUCUAUUUGCUAAAUAUCAAAUUUAAAAAGAAAAAGAAUCGAACGGUUGAUAUGUAAUUACACCGUUGUUAUCAACCAUCUCAAUCUUGCCACGUGGCCAGUAAUAACAAGAAAGACAGACAGCAUAGCUAUAUGCGAGGACACACAACACAAGUAUGUAGAACAAGAAGAAGAAAGAAACGUAGUAGACAACGAAACGAACAUUUUAACAUACAGCUUCCAGGAAAAAAAGGGGGUCGUUAAUGGAGGAUCAUAUAUUACUGAAGUCACUCCAAAACGCCGGCGUCUCUGUUCCAGGUAAUGUUUCGUCAAUCCGAGAUAUGAAGCCGGAGACUUUGGUCUCGAUCAGUGCUCAGUGUCUUAACCUUUUAGAUCAAACGACGACGUUCCCAUCGUCCUUUCCCGAUUCUUUGGUCGAUAAGUUCAAGAUCUGUACAGAUAUUGCUUUAGCUGUUAAAAGACUUGGUUACAUUGGAGAUAUGACCUACUAUAAGUUCCUAUAUCCAUCUGAAGAGGACUUGUUUAAGUUGGUGAGGUUCUUGGUGGAGAGGCUUUCUGAGUUGUCCAAUGCUGUUAAAAUCCCUGAUCUGAAGGAUAUGAAUGCCAUAAGGAUCAUAAAAAAGGAUGGCUCUACUGACAAUCUGAAGGACUAUAUGGAGAAGGCUAAUGACAAAGGAUUAGAUUGUAAUCAUCAUCAAGAAAAUCUAAAAGACCUUGGCCUUCAAAAUGUAGAACCAGAGUUCUCUGAUCCCAAUGUUGACAAUGCAUCCUUUACUGGGUCAAGAACACUAAGUUUUGGCAAGGACAAACUAACUGGUAUUGCUGGUGGAAACCUUUUGAUUAUGGAAGGAGGAGAGUCAGUAACGGAUGACUUUGGAAGUAAAGAAAUUGCUCGGGAAGAUGAUAAGCACCAGUCGUCAAAGAUAAGAGAUGAGAGUGAAAUAUUGCAAAAUCAAAAGAAAUUUCUCAUUGAGGAGGUGACUGCAAGGAUUUCAGAAAUACAGAACCUUGAAGAAGAGUUUCAGUUGUUAAAAGCUGCAUCAGAAAUGGCAUUUGAUGACCAACAUCCUAUUGAUUUCUACCUGGAGCAGCUAAACGAUCAAGUGGAUUCCAGAAAACUUAAUAUUAUGGAAUUGGAUUCACAGUGGGAUGCUUUCAGAAAGCCAUUGGAAGAGAAAAAGAUAAGCCUAGAAGAAUCCCUCUAUGCAAACAUACCAGAGGCUCGAGAGAAGCUCCAAAAGUUAAGGGAAGUUGAGCUGGAAAGAGAGUCCAUCUUGUCCGAGAUUAGGAGGGAGGACGAACAUUCAAAACUUUCUGUGGAUCUUAAGAAGCAAUCUGGCUUGCCAUCUAGAACUUCCUAUAUAGAGCGGAUAAAGGAGAUUACUAAGAACAGCCGGAAACAGGAUGCUGAUAUAGAGCGUAUUUUAAAAGAAACCCGAGAGCUUCAGUUAGAAAGUAACUCUAUCCAAGAUCGCCUUCACAGAACCUACACGGUUCUGGAUGAAUUAGUGUUCAGGGAAGCAAAGAAAGAGCCAGUAGGGCGUCAAGCAUAUAGGCUCCUCACUAGCAUACACGAAUGCUUCGAACAGAUUUCUGAGAAAAUCCUAUUGACUGACAGAAUACAGAGAGAGAUGGUGGAACAUGAAAAGAAGUUAACAGCCAUGGCCACACGAAGCUUAAACAUAGACAAGCUGCAAGCUGACCUUGAUGCCAUCAGAAAGGAAAAUGAAAACCUUCAGCAGCAACUUCAAUUUGCUGAGCAGUAGCAUAACUUGGCUAUGAUUGUUUCUUGGUAUUUGAAUUUGCAUACGAUAAGAUCUUUAUAUUCAGCUUAUAAAAUGGAGAUAACAAAAUAUUCAUUUAUGAUCAAA